AGAAAGAAAGAGCUAUCAAAAACGACACCGAAAGCAAACGGUACUAUUACAGAACGCAUCUGCUUUUUACCAACGCUUUACGAACAAUUUUAAGCUAACCAGUUUCUGAAAACAACGACAAAUGUCCGUGUAGGUGCGUAACGUGAAUGAAGAUAAAGUGCUAACCGGUGGUGUGUGCGUUAUGUGCAGUGACACGAAACGUUGUUCGCUUUCAAUAUCAUCGUGUGUGUGCUCAUAGGUACAAGCACAGAAAUUCCAGCAUUCAACGUUGUUAGUGAGAAGUAGGGAACGAUCUGUAUUUCACGGUAAACCAUUCAGGGGUCACAAAACGAUUCGAUCGAAAAUAUUGCCCCAAAUAUAGUGUCGUGGGUGAAAACCAAAAGCCACAAUCAAAAUUCAAACAUCACAAAUUAAAAUUUACUAUCAAUCUCAAGUGCAAGUGCUUGACAAAAACUAAGCAAGGCUGAGCAACGUAAACUAAACUGCAAGCAUGAAGAUAUGUAUCAACGCCACGGGGAAUGCAAUGAAUGAUAAUGUUAUUGCACACCAUUGGGAGGUCAUAUGGCCUCUUGGUACCAAAGGUAGCCAAAAGGAUUGGAAGUAAAAGAAAAGAAGAUAUUGUUGCAGCCGUCGCCAGCUGCUACCGGGACAACAAUAUCGCAAGCCAAAUUGGCAAACAAGAGCACCAACAGAAAGUACUGGAGCAGUAACAAUAGCAAUAACAGUAAAAUCAGCAUCUAUAGCAAAACAUAUGCAUCGGUUUUUUUUGCAGUAAAUAUUGGAAUAUUGGAAUCGAUAAUCAUGCAGCGUCAUAGGAAAAAAGAUCGCACGGAACGUGCGCCGCCAGCUAUACAAAAGUAUCUUCAUAGUUCUGCUUGUUCACCCAUCAGCAGUAGUACUCCAGUCCCUGCUACCAACGAGAACUUGUAUCAGUCAUGCGUAGGCGGAAAUACAGGCAAGACCGGAUUGGUCUGCUGUCGGAAAGACGAUUUGAUGUUUCAUAUCGCUCCAACACCUGGACGAGGAUCCUACCCAGAAGAUGAUCCAGAUUCAAUCGAAGUUUAUAAGGAGCAUCAGCAGCAGAAGCACGACGAUCAGCGAUCCAUACAAGGAUCACGUACUCAGGAGCAACAUUUCACCAGUAAGUGGUGUGCAGCCAAAGUGAGUCAGCUGCCGCGGGAAGGAGGCGACAUGAAUAUUCCCCUAGGCGACGCGCAGUUGCACCACCGUCAGCAGGAACAGCAGGAACAAUUACUCUCCUGUCAAUCGAAUAUCUUAAGUAGCGGAAACGCUGAGUAUUCAUACGCUUACUGCGAACCGAUGCUGUUGCAACGUCCCAGCGCUGAUAACGCAGCGGAACAGCAACUACACACACCGGUGUCCACAUUAUCGUCAUCCGGUUCGUCUUAUUGCGUGCCGGUAUAUGCGCAGCGUCAACUCCAACAUCCACCAUCACUGCCGCUACUCCAGAGAUCCUUCCGGCAACUAUCUGCUCGUAACCCAUAUCAGUAUACUUACGGACCAACUCAAGGUUGUGGAGGUAGCGGCAAUAAUACCACCACUACUACAUUACAUCAUCACCACCAUCACCAUCACCAUCAUAGCAAUUACACACUACCAAAUGCAACGACAGGAUCAACGGCGACGACAACAACCGGUUCGUUGCGUGCCUUAUUUUCCAACAUUUUCCGUAAAUCCUCAUCGUCCGGGACGCCUGCGACAGUCGCACAUUCAUCCCCAUUUCUGGAUAUAGGAGGCAGUGGCACUUUACAACGUAACAGUUUCGGUGAUGGUUCAUCUCUGUUAGGAGCAGAGCGUCACUCGUUUACAACCUGCUAUGGGACGAAGGAAAAUAUUUAUGAGGAUAUUGGCUCGCAAACCGGACUAGGUGCUCUUGGAGAAGAAUCGGUAACACGUGACCCAUCUGUACCUGGUUGUGCGGGACUGUUAGCGUCAGCUCCACCACCUCUGCCUCCUAGUGGUGCCGGUUCCCCAACAGCCCCACUGACGGGUCUUAGUGUGGCUGCUGAGUGGCGUCGUGUACAAGUACAACACGAACGUGUUAUUGGCGAACUCAACCUUUCGGUCGAACGAUUAAUAAUGCCAUCAUGCGACGAUGAGUAUUCCCAACAAAAAGAUCAGGUUCAUCACUACCAUCAAUACACGGAAACUGAAAUACGUGAUUGUAAACAAAUAACCCAGAAGACGUUUUGCCAUCCGUCUGUUGGAUUCGAUAGUGAUGUUGCUGCUAGCGGGUUAACGAAUGCAUCAGCCUCCAUUGGGGGUUUGCGAGUAGGCUCGAAACGCCUCUUUCCAGCACCAACGCCAACAUCGUCUUCAUCACCUACGCCUCCUACUCUAGGGGUGGGUUCCGAACGUCACUCUCCAACAGUGUCAUAUGGGAAGUCCUAUGGAGAUGUGGAUAGUGGCAUCAGCAGCAGCAGCACUAGCGGCACUAGUUACUCCAGCAGUAUUUUAUACCGAAGCAUUACGAACUACCAGCAGCAGCAACAGCACACAACUGGCAAAGAAGCGAAUGUGUUUGGUAGUAGGCAGCAACAUCCGCAACGUACAAAGCAUGGUUUAUUUAAUUUGCAUAUUGGAUCAGCUGGAUCAGCUGCCACGAUGUUUGCUAGCGGAAACAGAGCAAGUUGCUGCCGUGGGCCGAAAGAUCAGACUGUCGAAGCGAGACCAGAAGCCUUCGGAGGUCCUGCUAGUGGUUCUACCAAUGCAGCAGUGACAAAUGCUCCAGAUCCGCCGCCACCACCGGAUACCAGCUUGCUAACAUAUGUUUGUCCAACAUCCGACGGCAGCUACGGUCCCCUGACACGCGUACCUAAUUCGUCUGUGUCAUCACACACGCUCACAUCUUGUUGUUUUCUGUCAGAUCAUAAUCUGUCUGAACGUGAAAUAGCUAUGCGCCCAUUCGUCUCCACACAUACAUACCACCAGCAACGUAAAUCACGUGCCGAUCAACUCGGAUCAGCACGCAAUGCUAGUGGUAAUUUCUGGGCCCGCUUCCGAAAGUUGAGAUUGCCUACAGGCUCCGGCGGAAAAUUAUUUAGUGCUAAUGAUAGGCAGAUUGAUACCGAACUUCAUUUGGAAGAUUUCACCGGUGAGUCAAUGUGGCCAGAACCGGGCCCGCGACCAGUAUAUCACCAUCAGUUGCUCCAUCCUACUUCGCCUCCAAACCGCCUAACAUUAUUACCGCUAGAUGCACACAUGCAAUGCGCUCUGCCUCCGACAGGAUCCUUAAAUGGGAAUUUACCACCAACACCUCUUCAACGCACAUUGCUUCCUUUUGUUGCUGCAGUUGAACCGGAAGGGGGAUCUGUUCAUGGGCCUGACCGUGGAACGGGGGAUGUAAUCGAUGGUUCUAAGCUUCCUCAACAACGCUCUUGCUCUCCGUCGACACCAUCAUCGGUUGCGUCGACUGGAUCCUCCGGAUCGUCAUCGUCUUCGUCUGUUUCUCCAUCUUCGCCAAUGUCACCAGUUUCAUCGUCUUCUGGCUCGUCUGGGGCAAAACAAAGUGGUAAUGAGAACCCCUAAGAAAGUAGGCUAAGACCGCAGUAGCAGUGUUUAAGAUGAAGGUUCCACGAUUAAUUGUUUCAUUCCGUCCACUAUAAACGGUAUGCUAUCGACCAGCGUUAGUGGCACUACUAUCGGGGCAACGCUUUUGCUGUCGUAACUGAAUCACGAUAAAUGACGCAUUCAAUAGAACAUUCAGAUUCGUUGAGGACGUUGAGGGAAGAUAGCUUUGCUUUUGUAACUUUCAAGUUUUGUAACGUAAAAAAAAUCAAUCCGUUCCUCAUUCUAGUUUCCUGAACAAACGUGCCAACAUUUCAUUUUGUAUAAUCUCUAUGGUUCAGUGGUUAAUUUUCCACGAGCAAACGCAACAUACCAUCUGUAGGCAUACACUUUUAGAAAAAAAACUAUUUAAAAAAAAGGGUAACUACAAAAGAAGAAGAAAAAUAUGUAACUUAUGGUGUUUUAAAAGGUGUGAGUUAAUGAUUAAUGUUGCUAGUAAAUGUCACUAUUGCGCUGCUUAUUGUUAACUGAUAGAAGAGAUACCGACUUGCUAUAAAACGUUCCAUAUACAGUGUCAUUCGCUGCAGAUCGGUUGCAGAAGGUUGAAUCGUUUUGUGCAGCAGAUUCUCUUCGUACUUUUUAGCCGUCUUCCGAAACAGACGAAUAUUCGCGGCAACUGGAGGCGUAUAGACCAUUUACAACCCUGAAGCUCUUGUAUGGUGCUCUAGUACCAUUAUUAUUUAGUACACAGUAGCAGUAGAACUGGAAUAGUGAUAAAGAAAAGAAGUGCGAACAUCUAUAACAUAUAUUAGCAAUCUAUAACAACAUCAAGCGAAAUACGAAUGAAACAAAACAACAAAUUGUAAGAAAACAUAUUACUGUGAUCUACGCAGCGUUUCGAAUAACACAUUAUGAUUAGAGUUUCUAUUGCUGGAUGAUUAUAAAAGGAAUUAUUAAUAUUAUUUUUAUCAAUAUUGUCAUACUGCAAAUAAUGCGAAUAUUAGAAUUUACGUACUCGGAUUUUACGUAUAUGACGAAAACGAAACAACAUACAUAAAACUGACUGUGGAAAAAGAAUACAACGUUUAUAGAUUUUAAAGGAAAUGUUUUACUGAAUCCACUGAAGCGCGUCGCAGGAAUGUAACCUAAGGGUUGAUUGUGCAUUGAAACAUGACGUAUACAUGAUAGAAAACUAUAAGUUUUGAGAAAAUGAUUAUAUAGUGAACUGGUUCAUACGAAAACUUAGCAGACUGAAGAAUAUUUGUAGAGAUAAUGAAUUAUAAAAAUGGAACGAAUAAAAAAUGGUGAUGUACACCAUAAUUACAAACGAUAUUUAGAAAGAC
Anopheles moucheti is the source of this 4871-nucleotide messenger RNA. RefSeq lists its product as uncharacterized. The record is from RefSeq and is a predicted model, not a curated record. The transcript is spliced from 3 exons. The coding region runs from base 802 to 3549 and encodes 915 amino acids. NCBI's taxonomy places the organism in Eukaryota, Metazoa, Arthropoda, Insecta, Diptera, Culicidae.